AUGAACGACACUACGCCCUCUCCCAGCCCGAAACUCACUUCGUCAACACCAGCAACAGCCGGCACCAAGAGAAAGCGGACCACCGCGGGGAAAUACUAUGCGGUAAAGGCAGGCUAUCAGCCAGGUAUCUACUAUGAAUGGAAUGACUGCUUGACCCAAGUGACGGGGUACAAGGGCGCAGUCUUCCAAGCGUUCCCAACAUACGAAGAGGCAAAUGCUUUCCUCACAGGUACUCGUGCUCCCGCUUCCGGUGGCGCCACAACCUCAAGUUCCGAGCCGACGCGAUUCUAUGGUAUUCAGCGUGGACGGGUACCGGGGGUAUAUACAGAUUGGGCCAAGGCGCAGGAACAGAUCAAAGGAUUUGCACGUCCGCGAUAUAAGAAGUUCUCCACGCGGGAAGAGGCGGCCGAGUUCGUGAAAAUGGGCCAAGGAGCGGGUGCUACCUUCGCCGGAGGUCCUGCUGGCCCAGGAAACCUACCUGGAGCACCCGGUCUUGUGGAUGAGAUUCCCAAGGACGAGCAGGGGAACCCAGUCAGGCCGGGUGAAGGUCCAUUGCCGCCAGGCGCGGAAGACGGAUUCGACCCCAAUGUGCUUCUUGACCCAGCCACGGGCAAAGUGGUCCACAAGACACUCGAGCAGAAGAAUGCAACUAAGUCGCGGCCAACAGGGCCUCCGGGGAUGUUGCGGAUCUAUACGGACGGUAGCUCCUUGAAAAAUGGCAGGGAUACGGCCGCUGCAGGGGUUGGAGUCUACUUUGGACCAGGAGAUACAAGGAACGUCUCGGAGCCCUUGCAAGGAAGUCGACAGACUAAUCAGCGGGCAGAAUUAACUGCCAUUCUCCGAGCUCUCGAUAUUGCUCCUCGACAUCGGGAUGUGACCAUCGUCACUGACAGCCGAUAUGCGAUUGACUGCGUAACUGUCUGGUUUAUCAAGUGGCGGCGGAACAAUUGGUUGACUGCUGACCAAAAGCCCGUCGAAAACAAAGAUUUGAUUGAGUCCAUCCUGGUCAAGAUUGAGGAACGCACUGAGCUCAAGGUCAAGACCCUGUUUGAAUGGGUGAAAGGACACAACCGCGAUCCCGGAAAUGAGGCUGCCGACCGUCUGGCAGUUAGCGGGGCUCGUCGGGGUGUCUCAGAGAAAGCAGCAGCUCUGGAAGCCGCUAGGGAUUUCCCUGACGAGGUGCUGGACGAUGAUUUAUUCGGAUUGUGA
Molecule: messenger RNA, 1209 nt
Organism: Aspergillus clavatus NRRL 1
Lineage: Eukaryota; Fungi; Ascomycota; Eurotiomycetes; Eurotiales; Aspergillaceae
Product: RNA-DNA hybrid ribonuclease
Exons: 3
Coding region: 1-1209 (402 amino acids)
Biological process (GO): DNA replication, removal of RNA primer
Molecular function (GO): nucleic acid binding; RNA-DNA hybrid ribonuclease activity
Source: RefSeq, a predicted model, not a curated record